Messenger RNA from Archocentrus centrarchus (flier cichlid), 4082 nucleotides. It is a transcript of the gene nedd4a, whose product is annotated as NEDD4 E3 ubiquitin protein ligase a. Gene Ontology annotation, biological process: ubiquitin-dependent protein catabolic process; receptor catabolic process; regulation of dendrite morphogenesis. The coding region runs from base 201 to 3035 and encodes 944 amino acids. The transcript is spliced from 29 exons. Lineage: Eukaryota; Metazoa; Chordata; Actinopteri; Cichliformes; Cichlidae. Gene Ontology annotation, molecular function: ubiquitin protein ligase activity; protein binding; sodium channel inhibitor activity. Gene Ontology annotation, cellular component: cytoplasm. The record is from RefSeq and is a predicted model, not a curated record.
GAUGGAUACAGAGUGACGACGGCGUCGCAGCUUAUCAGUAGGUCAGUUUCACGCCAUCCCGCAGCGUAAACACACGGAGGGAAUCCUUCAGUCACAGCCGAGCGGAGGCGCACACCUUCGCAGAACCCCGCGUGUCGCACCGCCACCUUCUUCCUCUUCUUGUCUGUCUUGUCUGUGGGAGGAAGAAGGGCGAGGAUACUAUGGCUUGGUUUUCUUCACAGAUCUCAGGACUUCAGACGGAUGAGGAAGAUAACAGAAUCCUGAAGGUGAAGGUCAUUGCUGGAAUUGGACUGGCCAAAAAAGAUAUUCUUGGAGCCAGUGAUCCUUAUACCAGAAUGUCCCUCUAUGAUCCUAUCACUGGAGAAAUUGCAUGUCUUCAGACCAAAACCAUUAAAAAGACACUGGAUCCCAAAUGGAAUGAAGAAUUCUUUUUCAGAGUGGACCCCAAGAAACAUCGUCUGCUGUUCGAGGUGUUUGAUGAGAACCGGCUGACACGUGAUGACUUUCUCGGACAGGCGGAUAUCCCUUUAAAUCAAAUACCGACAGAAAAUCCUAACACAGAAAGGCCAUACACAUUCAAGGAUUUUCUGCUUCAUCCACGAAGUCACAAGUCCAGAGUUAAAGGUCAUCUGCGUCUCAAAAUGACUUACCUGCCAAAAAACUCAGGUUCAGAGGAGGAAGCGGCAGAUCAUUCUGAGGACAACGAUCCUGGUUGGGAGCUUCUGGAGUCUCAGGAUAUUUCAGGUCCCAGACAAAGCCAGAUCCUGCCUCCUCUGCCUCCUGGCUGGGAGGAGAGGCAAGAUAAUCUGGGAAGGAUCUACUAUGUCAAUCAUGAAACCAGAACCACACAAUGGCAGCGACCCACUAUGCAGGACAACAAUUUGGAAGCUCAUAGAAGACAGAACAGUAAUACAGAUGUGGGGCACCCUUUCAUUACACGCAGACAGAUCUCAGAACAUGAGAACACACAGGAGUCUCCAGAGAGCUGGGAGAUCAUUACAGAGGAUGAAUCCACCUUGUACCAUAGUAGUAACCAGCCUAGAUCACCUUCACCCCGCACCCCUGUGGGGUUCCAUUCGUCCUGCGAUGAGAUGAGGAACGUUAACAUCUCACCAGCUGCAGCUGACGAGCAGCGCUUUUCCCAGAUCGAUCAUGGCAGUAAUUCAAGGCAGAACAGUCACAGAGGAAGUGCCCACAGCUUAACUGGAGAGGAACAUCCUGUUAAUCCUGUGUUACUUCCAACCUCAACUGGGUUGCCUCCAGGCUGGGAGGAAAAGCGAGAUAGUAAAGGAAGACGCUACUAUGUCAACCACAACAACCAAACCACUACAUGGACGCGACCUGUCAUACAGAAAACCUCAGACGCAGCGGCAGCAUCAGCGGCAGCAUCAACGGCAGCAUCAUCAGCAGCAGCGGCGGCAUCAACGGCAUCAUCAGCGGCAGCGGCAGCAUCACCGUCAUCAGCAGCACCAUCAAUAUCAGGAGCAGCACAGAGUAGUGCAAGCUUAUUACAAAGCCACACAUCAUCCCAACUAUCUGCGCCAGCAGAGGGGUCUCCUCAGCACACUCCAAGCCCUGAGGCCACACGUGAAUCUGGCUUCCUGCCAACCGGUUGGGAGGUUCGCAGCGCACCCAAUGGAAGGCCCUUUUUCAUUGACCACAACACCAAGACGACUACUUGGGAAGAUCCCAGGCUAAGGAUUCCUGUACAAAUGAGGAGGAGACCCUCACUGGAUCCCUCUGAUCUUGGCCCUCUGCCGCCUGGCUGGGAGGAGAGGGUCCACAGCGACGGCAGGGUAUUCUACAUAGAUCACAACACCAAGACCACGCAAUGGGAAGAUCCCAGAUUACAGAACUCAGCUAUAACUGGACCAGCGGUGCCUUAUUCUAGAGAUUACAAACAGAAGUAUGACUACUUCAGAAAGAAGCUGAAGAAACCGGCUGACAUCCCAAACCGCUUUGAGAUGAAAUUGAAAAGAAAUGCGGUGCUGGAGGACUCGUACAGACGCAUCCUCUCGGUUAAGCGGGCAGACCUGCUGAAGGCACGACUGUGGGUGGAGUUCGAGGGAGAAAAAGGGCUGGACUACGGCGGCGUGGCCAGGGAGUGGUUCUUCCUCAUGUCCAAAGAGAUGUUCAACCCCUACUACGGGCUGUUUGAGUAUUCUGCCACCGACAACUACACACUGCAGAUUAACCCCAACUCAGGUUUAUGUAAUGAGGACCACCUGACCUACUUCAAGUUCAUCGGGCGUGUGGCAGGCAUGGCGGUGUUUCACGGCAAACUCCUUGAUGCUUUCUUCAUUCGGCCCUUCUACAAGAUGAUGUUGCAGAAGCCAAUCACCCUCCAGGACAUGGAGUCUGUUGACAGUGAGUAUUUCAACUCCCUGAUGUGGAUUUUGGAGAACGACCCAGAAGACUUGGACAUGAGAUUCACCAUUGACGAAGAGCUGUUUGGACAGACUCACCAACAUGACCUCAAACCUGGUGGCUCAGAGAUUGUCGUCACCAAUGAAACCAAGGAUGAAUACAUCCACCUGGUGAUUCAGUGGAGGUUUGUGAACAGAAUACAGAAGCAGAUGACUGCCUUCAAGGAGGGAUUCUUUGAGUUGAUACCACAAGAUUUGAUCAAGAUCUUUGAUGAGAAUGAGCUCGAGUUGCUCAUGUGUGGUCUUGGGGAUGUGGAUGUGAAUGACUGGAGCGCAAACACAAAGUACAAGAACAGCUACUGCUCCAACCACAUGGUUAUCCAGUGGUUUUGGAAAGCGGUGCUGCUGAUGGAUGCAGAAAAGCGAAUCCGACUCUUACAGUUUGUGACGGGAACAUCCAGGGUCCCGAUGAAUGGCUUUGCUGAACUCUAUGGGUCUAAUGGACCACAGCUCUUCACCAUCGAGCUUUGGGGAACACGUGAUAAACUUCCCAGGGCACACACAUGCUUUAAUCGGCUGGACCUUCCUCCGUACGAGUCCUUUGAGGAACUGAGGGAGAAACUCAACAUUGCUAUUGAGAAUGCACAAGGCUUCGACGGGGUGGAUUAGUAUUAUAUGUGGCAAAUGAGCUGAACUGACAUUACUGCCAUCGGAGUAAAGCCAAGCAGAGUUAUAUGGUGACAUGGGAAAAAAAAAAAAAAAAAAAAGACAAGCUGUGCAUCAGACUCAGGUCUUAACCUGCCACUUGUGAAAGUGAAGAACAGCCACAUCACUCUCACAUUAGUCCUCUGUUGGGGCACACAUGAAGAAAGGAUAUGAAAUCUGGAGCGACAGAGGUGGUUUUAUGUUGCGCUGCGUGCUGUAAAGUUUACAAAUCAGGUUCUCUUAGUAUUUAAUUCUCUGAUGUAAGUUGCUCAAAGGUGUAUUCACUCUUAUUUGUUCUGUUAAAAUGUUCAAAUAUUUAAAUAACUUGAUUCUGUGAAAUGAUAACAGUAUGUGAAUGCGAAUGAAAGCUGUACAGGAUAUGAUAAAAACCUGCCUUUAAAAUUAGGUUUGAUGUUUAGUUUGAAUCACUUCGUUCAGCUUCCCACGUCAGGGGCCAGAUGCAUAAAGGCAGAGAUGUGCACACGCUCUUUCAAUUAGAGCUAUAAAAUUGUGUGUACACAAGGCCCUCUUUUUAUUAAUAUCAAUGAAUGUGAAAAUGUAAGUUGAUGCACAAGCAUUUCCAUUCACAUUCUUAGCCAUGAAUGGAUGUAGAAACUUUUUUUUUUUUUUUUCUUUCUUCAUUUGGAUAUGAAUCCACUGUUUGCACCUCAGGUUAUCAGAUAUGGCCAAAAAAAAAGGGCAGUGAUAGCAAAUGUGAAACUGAGACAGUCAUCAGAGAAAGCAGGGAAAAGGAAAUGUUUUACAUGAAGGUCCUGGUUGUGGAAUUACAAGCUGAAGAAUAUCUGCAUGAGGGGAAACGUAAAGGUGGAGAAGUUCAGAGGAAAGGAUCCUGGCACAGCACUGCAAACGGAAGCAAGAAAGCUCAUCUGUUCAUGCAUUAUGCACAGUUAAAAUAAUGUUGGUAUGUUAAAAUUGGCUGUUUUGUUAUUUGCAUCCUUUUUUUUUUUCUAUUUCCACUUCCUUAAGCCUGAUUUUUUUCUUUAAAAAAAA